Molecule: messenger RNA, 1980 nt
Organism: Aphidius gifuensis
Lineage: Eukaryota; Metazoa; Arthropoda; Insecta; Hymenoptera; Braconidae
Product: insulin-like growth factor-binding protein complex acid labile subunit
Exons: 4
Coding region: 1-1980 (659 amino acids)
Molecular function (GO): protein binding
Source: RefSeq, a predicted model, not a curated record
AUGAUGGUUGACGUUGAUGAGGAUGUUGUGUUAGAAGAACAUACAGAUGAUGAAAUGAGACCACUUGUUGAUGAAUUAAAAUUACAAGGUCAAGUUGCAGAUGAACCAUUUGAUAAUGACAUAUCUAAAAAGCAAUCGACAACUGAAGAAAUUGAUAUGAGUAAAAAAAAAUUAACAUCACUUCCAAAAAGAGUUUUCAAUGGACUGGAUUUACUUUGUGAAUUGAAUUUGGAAUCAAAUCAAUUGACACAUCUUGAUGCCAAUGUAUUCACCAACUUGGUCAAUCUCAAUGAAUUAAAAAUCAAUGACAACAAUUUAAAAUCCCUUCCUCAAGAAUUAUUCAAUGGAUUAAAAUCAUUACGUUUUUUGGAUUUGGAAUCAAAUAAACUGAAAGAUCUUGAGCCUAAAAUUUUUAAUAACUUGUCAAAUCUUCAAUAUUUAGAUUUGAAAAAAAAUAAUUUAACAGUUCUUCCAAAAGAAUUAUUCAUUGGCUUGACAUCAUUACAUUGGUUACACUUGGAAUCAAAUGGACUUACAAGUCUUGAACCUGAUAUAUUCAAUGAUUUAUCCAACCUCUACAAACUAAGCUUAAAUAAUAAUAAAUUAACAUCUCUUCCACAAGGUGUAUUUAAUGGAUUGAAAUCUUUAGAAAAAUUAUAUUUACAAACAAACAACCUGAAAAAGAUUGAGCCUGAUACCUUUAAAAAUUUGUCCAAUCUUGAAGAAUUAAAAAUUAAUAGUAACAGUUUAUCGUCACUUCCACAAGAUAUAUUCAGAGGAUUAAAUUCACUGACUUGGUUAGACUUGGAAUCAAAUCAACUGGAAGAUCUUGACUCUAACAUUUUCAUUAAAUUAUCUAUUCCAGAGGAAUUAUUUUUUGGCUUGACAUCACUACGUUGGUUGAAUAUAAAUUAUAAUCAACUGGAAAGUAUUCGCCCUUACACAUUCUUUGCCUUGUCCAAGCUCUGGGAAUUAAAAAUAAAUAAUAAUAAUUUAACAACUCUUCCACAAGAAUUAUUUGAUGGAUUAGAGCUGCUAAAUUCGUUAAAUUUAGAAUCAAAUGAACUCGAUUAUCUUGAGCCUAAUAUCUUUAACACAUUAUCCAAGCUCUACAAAUUAAACAUCAGUCGUAACAGCUUGGCUUAUCUACCACAUGGUAUAUUUGAUGAAUUAAAAUGUCUGAGUCAUUUGUCAUUGGGCUGGAACAAACUGAUUAUUAUUGAGACUGAUAUUUUUGAUAGCUUGCCCAAUCUCAAUGAAUUGAGAAUGAAUAAUAAUAAUUUAACAUAUCUUCCACCAAGAAUAUUCACUCGAUUGGAAUCUCUAACUAUAUUGGAUUUACAUUCAAACAAACUACUAAGUCUUGAGGCUGAAACAUUUAACAAUUUGUCCAAUAUCAUCUAUUUAGAUAUCAGCAAUAAUAAUUUAACAUAUCUUCCACCUGGAGUUUUUGAUGGAUUGAAAUCACUACGUCGUCUAAAUUUGUCAUUAAAUCAAUUGGAUCAUCUCAAGCCUAAUAUUUUCAAUGACUUGACCAAUCUUUAUGAAUUAAAACUCAAUGGUAAUUAUUUAACAAUCCUUUCACAAGAAAUAUUUAAUGGAUUGGAAUCUCUAGAAGAGCUGGAUUUACAAUCAAACAAGCUGACAAACAUUGAGCCUGAUACUUUUAGCAGCUUGGCCAAUCUUAAAGAAUUAGAUUUAAGUCAAAAUAAUUUAACAACUCUUUCACCAGGAGUAUUUAAUGAAUUGAAAUCUUUAAGACAAUUAAAUUUACAAUCAAACAAACUGACAAGUAUUGUGCCAAAUACUUUUCAACACUUGUCCAAACUGGCAUCUUUAAAUAUCAGUGUUAAUAAAUUAACACAUCUUUCACAAGAAAUAUUCAAUGGAUUGGAAAACCUGAUAAACUUGGAUUUGGGAUCCAAUGAACUUACAUGUCUUGAGGCUCAUACUUUUAAAAAUUUUAUCUCAUUUAGAUAA